Messenger RNA from Rhizoctonia solani, 519 nucleotides. RefSeq lists its product as uncharacterized. Lineage: Eukaryota; Fungi; Basidiomycota; Agaricomycetes; Cantharellales; Ceratobasidiaceae. The record is from RefSeq and is a predicted model, not a curated record. The transcript has 2 exons. The coding region runs from base 1 to 519 and encodes 172 amino acids.
AUGAAUGGUUGCCCUCACGAAGUCUUUGUCAAACUUGACCUCGAAAAGAAUUAUAAAGGGGAAAUUGUGAAGGAGCAUGAAAAGCCCAUGUACUCGUUAAGGAUAUCAUUUACACCGUCGCCUCCAUCGCAAUUCACGAUCACGCUACUCACCCCCAAGCAGGUUUAUGAAUUUGUCGAGACGCGCGCUGGGUCCACGCUCAUCACACAAUAUACCAAAGGUCUUCCCCAGACUAGAACCAUGUACGCCUAUAUUCGUGGCCGAAACGUGGGCACCCAGGUCCCUCAAGGUAUGAUCUGGCGCUUAUUCCCGCCUCUCGUCGCCGAGCCUUCAAACCAAGCCCACUUCCAUCUUAUUCUUGAUCCUCUACUGCUCGGCUUUAUUCCCAAAUCCGCCGUGCCUGUUAUUUGGGCUAUUUUGGUGGCCGGAGCAUUUGGAGCAUGGUCGCUCAGGUGGAUCAAACCGUACUUGAAGAACCUGGCAUUGUCCGUCCAUGAACAGAUGAAAUCCAAACCGUAG